Messenger RNA from Periconia digitata, 3340 nucleotides. Lineage: Eukaryota; Fungi; Ascomycota; Dothideomycetes; Pleosporales; Periconiaceae. The record is from the annotation of a GenBank genome assembly.
CAUUCCAAGGCAAAUGGCUAUUUGUAGCCUGGAAUACUGAAAACAGAGACGUUCAAGUCCCCAUCCUUUAUUCACCAGGGUGGAUUUCAACAAGACGCGAAUUAUUUCAUGACAUUCAAUGUUCGCCCAGGUGAAUUUGUGAAUAUGAGGCUUGAUGAGGCUUGCUGUGGCUGAUGACGUGGCUGGACCGUGUGUACGUCAUUCUCAACGGGUAAAGCGGGAACUUGUAGCCUUAAAAUACAUAUGCAGGGCGGCGCAUGGGAAGACAAACACCAAAGACGACGCGCCAUGAGACAUCACCCUCAUCCACACCAUGGCUCACCUUCUGCGCGGAAAGCAGGCUGGCGUCCACAACGAUCUUUCCACCGGCCUGGCCUCUGACCUGUUUAUUCUGGAUCAUGUCAAAAGCUACGGCAUCAACUCUCAAAUCUCGCAAAUAGCCUACGACCCCGUCCAAGCUCUUCUAGCCGUGGGCACCAACGAAAGCAAGUUCGGCCCCGGUCAGAUCUACGUCUUCGGCCAGAACCGCGUCGAGGUCAUCUUCCCCCUACCGCACCCCGCCUCCGUCAAGAUCCUCCAGUUCUGCGCCGAGAAGCUGCUAUGCGUUGAUUCCCGCAAUGACUUGUCCGUCUUCUCGCUCGUCACCAAUCGACUGCUCAACGCCCAUUCUCCGCCCGCUAAAAUCACCGCGCUACAUAGCGAUGCGACACUAGACUACGUCUUGUUGGGGACGGUCCAAGGAGAAAUUCUGGCAUACGAUUUGGACAGAGAACAGCUGGCUCAAUUCAAAAUCCCAAAUCUUUGGAGACAAGAGUUCCCUCAGUCCCGCCUCAGUUCAAUCGUCACACUCUCAUUCCACCCGCGAGAUAUUGGGAGUCUACUUAUUGGAUACACCACGGGUGCUGUCAUAUACUCAUUCAAACAAAACAAAGCUCUCAAGUUCUUCCAUUACGUACUACCCAAAGGGGCCCCGGGCGGUGAUUCGGAUCCUGGGAACAUUCAUAGAGAGCGGACUCCCCCUUUGACUCAAGCUGUCUGGCACCCUACCGGUACUUUCGUUCUGACAGGACACGAAGAUAGCAGUCUGGUGUUUUGGGACGCAAAAGAUGGUCGCAUUGUUCAGGCUAGGACAUUACAGGAUACAAAUGUCAAUCAAUCUGGCCCGGGCACCUUUAGUCCAGGAGGAGGACCCGGUACGCUCGCAAUCAAGAGUCCAAUCUUCAAGAUAGCUUGGUGUGCGAACGAAGAUCCCGAUGACACCGGUCUCCUUAUAGCCGGAGGCCAGCCGUCUAACAUUGCUGCCAAGAGCAUGACUUUCUUCGAGCUAGGACGCACCCCUAUAUAUAACACAUCCUCAUGGCAAAUCCUCUCUCAACACUUCGAAGAUCCUAAGCGUCAAAGAAUAUUACCAUGCCCGCCAGGGGUUGAAGUUGUCGAUCUCUGCUUGAUUCCUCGUUCCAGCCCACAUUAUGCAGGGUGUCAAGAUCCUAUCGUCAUUCUCGCCCUACUUUCAUCUGGAGAGCUCAUCACGCUAUCGUUUCCUAGUGGUAUGCCUAUUUCGCCUACGAAUCAACUGCAUCUCUCACUCACCCUUACCCAUCCCUUUGUGAACAACAUAAGUCUCGCCCCGGUCGAACGAACACGCUGGCUUGGUAUGACGGAAAAAAGACAGCAUGGCCCAAAGUUUCUUACAGGCGGCCACGAAGCAUCAUACCCUCUUAAAAGAUUUGAAAACCGCAAUGUUGUCCAAACGUCCCAUGCAGACGGCACAGUUCGAUUAUGGGACGCUGGGCAUGCUGAUGAGAUUGAGAAUAGCGCGCUCCUCCAAGUGGAUGUUGCUCGAGCUGUAGGUCGUCUCGAUAACGUCGAUACAACGCAAAUAUCAUUUGCCGGUGCCGCAUCCGAGCUCUCAGUCGGACUCCAGUCGGGUGAGGUUGUAGUUUUUCGGUGGGGUAUCAAUCAACAUUAUGGCCAGGACUUGCCUCCGGGUGAAAACACUCCUGGUUCCCUCACGAAUAUUGUAGAGAGGAGCGAAGCCGGAUUGAAAGAAGGUCUUCUCCCCUUUACGCUUUUGAGUGAAGACCAUGGGCCUGUAACAGCUCUCAAACAUUCUGAUGUAGGAUUUGUUGCCGCGGGUUUUCAGGGUGGAAGCCUCGCUAUAAUCGACCUCAGAGGACCGGCGACCAUCUACCAAGCCAGCAUGUCUGAUUUCAUCAAAGCGGACAAGCGCUCCAGCUUCCGGAAAAGUACCAUGAAUGCACCAAUGAAGUCCGAGUGGCCUACUAGCAUUGAAUUUAGUGUCAUGACGCUGGACGGCGAUGAAUACUCCAGCAUUCUAUGUCAUGUUGGGACCAAUCUGGGCCACAUCGCCACGUUCAAGCUUCUUCCUGGAUCCGACGGUCGAUAUUCUGCACAGUUUGCGGGGGCAUGCAUGUUGGAUGACAAAAUCGUAAGAAUCAGCCCGAUUCACUCUGCCAGUGGCCGACCUGCAUUCGCUACGCAGACUGCUGUGUCGGGCCUUCGAAACGGCUCCAAGGUCGACGGAGUUCUCGUCGCAGUCACAUCAUCGGGAGCCCGCAUCUUUAAACCCGCUACACAGAAAGGCGCUCACAAGACGUGGGAUCAGUUCUUGUGUGAUUCGGCUGCUAUCGUGCAGUAUCAAGACCUGGGUUAUGCACUCGUCGGACUCUACGGCGAUGGAUAUGCUCGCGGUUACUCCAUACCUGCAUUGAAAGAGAUUGGUGCGGUCAAUGUGUCAAGCAUCCUUGACGUCCGCCGUUUCUCAGAAGCUACCAUUACCAGCACUGGAGACAUCCUUGGCUGGAAAGGGCCUGCUGAAAUAGCUCUAGUCAAUAUUUUCGGAACUGGGGCGAAGCCCGACCAAACCAGAGAUACCCUCAUGAACCCCGAUCUCCUCAUCCCACCUCGACCCACCAUCUCCAAUCUCCAGUGGAUCUCCGGCACUCAGCACGUGACACCCGAAGACAUGGAUCUCCUCAUUGGCGGCCCCGACCGCCCGCCCUCCAAACGCAUGCUCGCCCAGGCACGCGCUGACGAAGAAACUCGCCGUCGCGAGGCUCGCGCGCAGAACCCCUCUUCCUCAUCAGCGUAUCCAUCCUACCCUACCGCGCAACAAAGCCAGCAGCAGGGACAGGAAGGGUGGGGUGCAUGGGCUACACGCAACUUCAACGAGCGCACCGAGAAGCUAGGCAUGGUGGGCGACAAUAUGGACCAUCUGAGUAGCAAUAGUAAAGGGUGGGCAGACGACGUCAACAAGUACGUCAACAAGCAAAAAAGGGGCCUAGUUACAAGUGCUCUGAAGAGCAAAUUCGGGUUUUAA